Molecule: messenger RNA, 540 nt
Organism: Colletotrichum orchidophilum
Lineage: Eukaryota; Fungi; Ascomycota; Sordariomycetes; Glomerellales; Glomerellaceae
Product: ABC transporter
Exons: 1
Coding region: 1-540 (179 amino acids)
Source: RefSeq, a predicted model, not a curated record
AUGUCCGGUGCGCCAGGCUCGGGUAAAAGCACCGCCGCAACCCUUCUAGCCCAACCUCUCAAUGCCGUCAUUCUAGAUCUCGACGUCAUCAAGUCUUCCCUCCUCGAUGAUGGGGUUCCGUUCGAACAGUCCGCGAGGCUGGCUUACUCCAUACUUUGGGCACUCGCCGACAGCAUACUCAAGCAAAGUCGCAACCUCAUUGUAGACUGUACCUGCAACUACGAAGAGAUAAUCAGUCACGGAACAGCACUGGCUAGGGGCAAUGGCUUUGAGUACUGGCACAUUGAGUGUAGACCCAACGUCGAUAUCGAUGUACUUGAUGGGAGGCUGCGAGCUAGAGUGGCGAUGAGAAGUCAGCGUACAGGCGUGUUUAGCCCUCCCGCUGACGCCGAUACGUCUCAAAGACGCGAGGACCAGGAGGCGCUAUUCCGGAGAUGGAUCAGCAAUCCCUAUCGACCAAAGGAUAAUGUGAUGGUGGUUGACACAUCGAGGGGCCCAGAUGAGUGUCGAGAGCAGGUCUUGAAGGCGAUGGCAGAGUGA